AUGUUUCCAACUGCUAUCAGAGCUUUCUCAAGAUCCCAUGUUGCUAUGAACGCUUCAGCUCCAACUGGUAAAAAAGCUGCUGUCCAAUGGGUUGUCUACUUUAUUGGUAUCACUGCUGGUUUAACUGCCGGUGCUGCUGUCUUAUUGAAUGAUGAAGCUCACAAGAACAAACAAGUUGUUGAAGCUGCUAAACCAGAACCAACUGAUGCUUAA
Messenger RNA from Hansenula anomala, 213 nucleotides. RefSeq lists its product as uncharacterized. The record is from RefSeq and is a predicted model, not a curated record. NCBI's taxonomy places the organism in Eukaryota, Fungi, Ascomycota, Saccharomycetes, Phaffomycetales, Wickerhamomycetaceae. The coding region runs from base 1 to 213 and encodes 70 amino acids. The transcript has 2 exons.